AUGGUGGUGGAGAAAGAGAUGAAUGUUACAAACAUCCGUGCUAACGCAACACGUAUACUAGAGCGCGUUUCGCACAGCUUCCAGCGUAUGUGGUGUACACAUGGCUCAACGCAAUCCUCCCGCGGCGAAGGUCUCCGCAUUUGUGCGUUGAGGUACGAUGUAUGUGUGGCGAGCUUCCUGGUACGGUGUGUCAAGGUUGUCAAACAGGGUAUGGCUGCACGGGAGGUGCAAUUGGAAUCGGACACUGAGAUAUCUACGCACAACCACGAAACAAACAAUUUCAUUUUUGACUCGUAUCGUGAAGCAAAGUUCAUCUCGAUUCCGUCCCAGGUUCACCGAGAGUUUGGGCUCUUGACGGAUAUGAAGACGAGCACUUCGAAUAUCAACCGAUUUCUGUCGAAGCAGCUUGAUGGGUCCCAGUGA
Phytophthora nicotianae INRA-310 is the source of this 423-nucleotide messenger RNA. RefSeq lists its product as hypothetical. NCBI's taxonomy places the organism in Eukaryota, Oomycota, Peronosporomycetes, Peronosporales, Peronosporaceae. The transcript has 3 exons. The coding region runs from base 1 to 423 and encodes 140 amino acids. The record is from RefSeq and is a predicted model, not a curated record.